AUGAAUGGGUGCGGAAUGAAACCCGGGGAUACUGUGGCUCGGCGGAUUGUGGAAGCUGUCCUGUGUGGGCCACGGGGGCCACUCGCACCCCCCCUGGUGCUGGGUGAAGGGCAGGGUGUGGACAGAAGCAAGGUCCUGGUGUGGGCCGUGGGCAGCAGCGAGCUCUGCUCGUGGAGACCCCACCCCCUCGGGUCCGGAGAUGCAGUCAGACCAGCCGGCAUCUCCACCACGGAGAUCAGGCCCUCCCCGCGGCCCUGGGGCCCUGCACGCCUGGCAGCAGAUCCAUGGUCCACCCGAGAGACAGGGAGGCCCCUCCGGUCCCGAUCCUCUCAGAGAGAUGACAGGCCACCUGGCGGGACACCCCGUAAGCACAGCGGCCUGCCGCUCCAGGCGGAGAUGGAGUGUGUGGCCACAGGUCCAGCCUCCCCGGUCCCUCCCGAGGGGGCCGUCUGCUCCGACGUGCUGUCCACAGUCGCAGCUGGCGAUGGGACUAGGGCCCCGCCCGGCCCCGUCACUCUCUGCUGGACGCGGGAGGAACGUGGCUGCCCGGAACACCCGGCCCCUGCUUCCCCGGAGGGUCAGGCCCCGCCUGCCGUGUGCACACCGGCCCUGCAAAGGUCACACUCGGCCUCCAGGUGCAAACGGGACGCCCCUCCCACCAAGGGGUGGGGCCCCGGGGCCGUCCUGAGAAGGAGGACGCUGGAGCCCCUCUAUGCUGUGACCCCGGGCGGCAGGCUGCUCAGCCCCUCUCGGUCCUCACGGCGUCUCCUGGAAGGACAUGCCCUCCUGCCCUGCCUCCCAGAGCGGUGGCGAGCCUCGGGGGUGACCAGGCUGCUUCCGCCGGGAGGUCUCCACCACUUUGCUUCUGACCACCAGCUGGCUGGGGUCUCCCACCCUCACCCUGCCCCUGCCCAAGGACCCUCGCCUGGCAUCCUAGCCUCUCUGAGUCUCUCCAAUGGGGACAGGGAGGCGCCCUUUGUCCCCUCACCUGAGGACCGGGAGCAGGCUGGGUUUAUGGCUGCGGGCCUGGUGCACAGGGCCGGGGUCGGGGGGGAGGUGCUCCGGGGCAGUAGGGGACGAGCCCCCAGCUCCCCUCACCACUCUGCCCUUGUGAGCUGUGCGCGCACCUUACUCGGCCGCCCUGAGCCUCAGUUUCUUCUCCUGAGAACUGGGGCCAGCGACGGUGCCAACCUCACAGGACCCGGGGGGGAGCCAGGGAGGCUGGUCCACGGACGUGCCCAGCCGGGGCUCUCACAUAGGGGAGGCUCGUCAUCAGCAUCGGCACACGCUGACCGGUCCUGGGUUCCCACCCGCCCCCGAGGCACCGAUGGGCCCCCAGAUGCCCCUGCCGCCCGGCGUCCAUGCUGUCAAGACUGCCCGGCGUCCCUCUCCCGGAAUUCUCCCCUGUGGUCCAACCUUGAGCCCACGCUCAGCAGCGCCACCUCUCAGGAGCCUUCCCUGAACCCCUGCUGA
Messenger RNA from Rangifer tarandus platyrhynchus (Svalbard reindeer), 1473 nucleotides. NCBI's taxonomy places the organism in Eukaryota, Metazoa, Chordata, Mammalia, Artiodactyla, Cervidae. The record is from the annotation of a GenBank genome assembly.